Messenger RNA from Castor canadensis (American beaver), 4483 nucleotides. NCBI's taxonomy places the organism in Eukaryota, Metazoa, Chordata, Mammalia, Rodentia, Castoridae. The record is from RefSeq and is a predicted model, not a curated record.
UAAAUAUUCAUUACCUACAGUAUUACUAAUUUAUUUGAUGGUAUUUAAAGUGGUAUAGAAUUGCUUUGAUGUUGAGCCUAAAGUUCUGUUUGUCAUACAGUUGCUUUAAAGGUCUGAUUUCUGAUGGUCUUCAUUCUCAUUUGACAUUUAUUUUUGGGGUAUUAUGUGUUGGCUAAAUUGUCAUCUUAAAAACAAACAAAUGAGAUCGAGCUGUGAUACUGGUGUUUGAAGUGGACCAGCCUUGUAGGGCAUGUCUCAGGCUUGUGUUGUAUAUCUUUUCAGUGCAGUGAUUGAUCCAUGGUAUAUCUGAAACUACAGUAUGGCACUGAUUUAUAGUAGUGUUCUAUUAUAGUGUAUUUUAUUUUCUCCACCCCUCUGAUGCAUCAAAAAUCAGUGGGAAUUGUGGCUCUUGGACAAUAAUAGCCAUGUUACGCUUGUGCAAUGUCGUCCUUUAAGGUUAUUUUGUUCUUCCUGAUACUAAAGAAGGAAACAAACCAAUGAUUUAGGAUAUAAUCUGAACAUGUAACAACAAAGCAGAAGGAAAUAUUGUAAAAUCUCAUUAUAAAAUUAACUAGCUAUACCAUGGAUUUGGCUAUUUUGUAACUAUAAUGAAACUUCUCAUUCAAUUUAAUCAUUUUCUCUUUUUCUUUAAAAUGUGUGUGUGCUUUUGUGUCAGUAUUCUUACAGAUAGUCAAUUUAGUUGUUACUACAUGCACCUUUUCUCCCUACCUCCUUUCUAAAAUCAAAUACUGACAAAUGGAGCGAUUCUUUAGAGCUCUAUUGAGGGCUAUCGUUGCAAAAAUCUCUUGUAUAAAAACUUGUCAAGAACAAAAGCAAAAAUGUUACUUUUAUGGAAAUUUAGCCAUAAUGUUUAGUGUAAAAGUGCUGUAAUCUCAGCUUUCUUAGGGCUACUCUUCAGAGUAAAAGCCCUGUGCAAAAACUGUCAUUAGUUUUCUGCAAGGCAUGAUGUUCUUAACUUAAAAUUCUGCCCACUUGGACAUAGUUUGGCAAUGUGAACUUCUACCACUGUGAAACUGCCAAGUUUCUAGUCUCAAAUUGGAUUUUUAAGCCUGAUGUUAGGGAUAAAGUAUUAUUUUCAGUUUUUAAUGCUUCAGUUCCUACAGUUCCUGUUCUUAGAAGACAAAAUAGACUGUAAGAUACGUAGGUAACCUCUCCCGGGAUGUGACAGAAGUCCUUAUACUUCAGUUGUUCAGUCAAAUUGGACCCUGUAAAAGCUGUAAAAUGAUAACAGAGCAACCCGAUAGCAGAAGGGUCAACUCUUCUGUUGGAUUUUCUGUUUUGCAGCAUACAAGCAAUGACCCAUAUUGCUUUGUGGAAUUUUAUGAACACAGAGAUGCAGCUGCUGCAUUAGCUGCUAUGAAUGGGAGAAAAAUUUUGGGAAAGGAGGUCAAAGUAAACUGGGCAACAACACCAAGUAGCCAGAAAAAAGAUACUUCCAAUCACUUCCAUGUGUUUGUUGGGGAUUUGAGUCCAGAAAUUACAACAGAAGAUAUCAAAUCAGCAUUUGCCCCCUUUGGUAAAAUAUCGGAUGCUCGGGUAGUUAAGGACAUGGCAACUGGAAAAUCCAAAGGCUAUGGUUUUGUAUCUUUUUAUAACAAACUGGAUGCAGAAAAUGCAAUUGUGCAUAUGGGAGGUCAGUGGUUAGGUGGUCGACAAAUCAGAACAAAUUGGGCCACACGUAAACCACCUGCACCUAAAAGUACACAAGAAAACAACACUAAGCAGUUAAGAUUUGAAGAUGUAGUAAACCAGUCAAGUCCAAAGAACUGUACUGUGUACUGUGGAGGAAUUGCUUCAGGGCUAACAGAUCAGCUUAUGAGACAGACAUUCUCACCAUUUGGACAAAUUAUGGAAAUAAGAGUUUUUCCAGAGAAAGGCUAUUCAUUUGUCAGAUUUUCAACUCAUGAAAGUGCAGCCCAUGCCAUUGUUUCAGUAAAUGGUACUACGAUUGAAGGACAUGUGGUUAAAUGCUAUUGGGGUAAAGAAUCUCCUGAUAUGACUAAAAACUUCCAACAGGUCGACUAUAGUCAGUGGGGCCAGUGGAGCCAAGUGUAUGGAAACCCACAACAGUAUGGACAGUAUAUGGCAAAUGGGUGGCAAGUGCCACCUUACGGAGUGUAUGGGCAACCAUGGAAUCAACAAGGAUUUGGAGUAGAUCAAUCACCUUCUGCUGCUUGGAUGGGUGGAUUUGGUGCUCAGCCUCCCCAAGGACAAGCUCCUCCCCCUGUAAUACCUCCUCCUAACCAAGCUGGAUAUGGCAUGGCAAGUUACCAAACACAGUGAGCUGGGACUCUAAACAAAAUUGUAAUUCAUGAUAGGCUUCGAUUUCCUGUGGCACUCUGAAGACAUGAAAGUAGACAUCGGAAAAUGAAAAUAUUUAUUUUAAAAAUUGAAAUGGUUGGAACCUUUAGCACAGCCUUGCUUUGGUGAAGGACACAUGUCUUCUAGUUCUGCCUUUUUAAGUUUUUGUUCAUGAUGGAUAUGAACAUGAUUUUUCUUUGUGUACAAAAACUAAAAUAAAGUCAAUAAAGACGAUUCUGACUACAAAUUUUGAUAUAAUAGGAGAAAUGGGUAAUACAUUUUGAUUCUUAGAUACUAUUCCAUUUUUAUCUUGCUGUUCAGUAUUUUAACUCACUGUGUUUUUAAAAGAGCAAAAAAGGGAGGAUCGUGAAAACUGGGAAUCACAUAAGCUCAUCCUGAAUCCUGAUACUCCCCUUCCCUUCCCUGAGGUGGACCACAUUUGAAGUCAGCAGAAAAAAGUGUGAUAUUCAGAAGAAUGCAUGAUUUUGGAGUCGCUCUGGAGGAAUUAUUUACUUUCUCUAUGCCUAAAGAAACUGAAGUCAGACUGAAAUUUUGCAACCUAAAUAAGGAACAGCAUUGUCUGAGUUAACUUGAGCAAAUGUUGGUGGUCCACAUUAAGACAUAUUUUUAAAACUUCAUAAAGUGUUGAUUAUUAAAACUGUAGUAUAUUACAUUUCAUUUUGGGGGGGGGAUUCCAAGUAUGGUGUUUGUAUUAAAGUCAGACAGUCAUACUUGUGCUUUUACAUGAAGUUUAAAUGAUAUACAUUGUAAAUAUUGAAUAACUACAGUGUUUAAAAAGCAUGCUUCAACAUAGAAGUAGCAGCAAUGUAAUUAUUUGAAGUAACACUUAACACACUCCACUGCAUUGAAUGCAGUGGACUGAUAAGAAUGUUUAAGAUUGACAUUUCCAAGGUUGGCUGUGUAAAAUUGAAGUGACACAAAUUAUUACACAGAAAAAGCCUUAAUUUUAAUUUCAUACAAAUCUUUGAUGCAUUAGUAUAUUCUAAAAUGUCAUUGGAAAUUAGAUUUUUUUUUUUUUGCUUUACAUUAUUUGGUAUGUAAAUACCUUGAUUAAAACCUUGUAAAACAAUUUCAAGGUUCCUAUAAGUUGUAUAGCACAAAUGUUUUUUAAAAAUCUUGGGGUGUUUUUAAAAAUUAGAUAUAUUUUACCCAAGAAUUUUUUUAACAAGAUUGCUAAAACAUCUUAUUUAGACAGUUUGAUGUACCAAUUUAUAAUUGGAUAUUCAGUUUAAAUAGUGCACAGAGUUGUGAGUUUUAUUUUUAAUUAAUUUUUUUUCUUGUGGGGAGUGUGCAUGAAUGAUGAGCCUGAAGAAAGGCUUGACUUGUAUGUGUGCAGUUUGUAAAUGAAUCAGUUAGGAAGGUACAGAAGAUUGAAGUUUGCUUCCAUGAUAUUUUUCAGUCUGUGUGCAUAAAAUCUGCCUCAAAUUUCUAUAAAACAGGAAUGUAAAAUAGAUGAAAUCCUCUGUAUUUAAAUUGCGACAGCUAGGGGGUGCAUCUGUUUUGGCCAUGUAUUCAGAAUGUUAGCCUGAGCUCCACUGAGGAAAUAACCCUUUAGAACUCAGUAUAAGGUGCAGCUGGCACCAACAAAUUGUUGGGGUUAAGCCUUCCAAGUCUUAGAGUUACCUUUAAGAUGAUAAUGGUUUUGUAUGUUAGUGACUACAAUAGUUUUGGUAUUGCUUUCUUCCUUUUCCCCAUUUAAAAAUACAUUAAAUAUAUUCAACAUAAAAAAAUCACAGGGUCUGAAGUUCAUCUUGGAGUGGAAAUUUUUAUGGCACCUUAGUUUUACCCACAAUAGUCAUGUUUUAUACUCUUCUAUUAUUAAUUACCCUUGUUUCGUUUGUUCAUACUGUGUUUGGGAAGUGUUUUGGAAAAGUUACCUUAUAUUCUAUUGAGAGAACACAGGAAACUAUUAUGCCCCUGAGUUAAAAUUUUCAUGAAUACUUGUGAAAUGUGAACAACUUAAGAUUUUAAUAGAUAAUUGAUAAAAAAAAAAGUCUAUUAAAUUCUCAGUUUGCCUCCUUUUUUUUUUCUCCUGCCAGUAAAUUAAGUGGCUUAUUGAGCUAACAGCUAAAUAUAGCUUUAUUGUUUCCUGGUUACAUAUUCUAUGAUUUAAUAAAAUUAUCCAGGCUAGUUACAUUGC